This is a messenger RNA of Brassicogethes aeneus, 3063 nucleotides long. NCBI's taxonomy places the organism in Eukaryota, Metazoa, Arthropoda, Insecta, Coleoptera, Nitidulidae. The record is from the annotation of a GenBank genome assembly.
CUCUGCGUCCCUUUGCAGAAGUAAAACGGCGUUGUUCGAUAAAUUAUUGAAGCACGUGGAUUUAUAUUCGUUUUAGGUGAUUUAGGCGUAUAUUUUAAUCAUUAAAAAAUGGAACCGCGAGGGAAAGGAAGGGCUCGUGGUAGGUCGGUACCUGCUGCAGUUCCUCCAACAGCUCAGAGGCCUGGAGUGCCUCAGCAGCAACAGCAAGGUGGGCCCCCGAGGCCUGCUCCGGGUUUUGGAGGGCCUCCAGCUCCUCAAGGAGCCUGGGCUAAUCGUGCCCCGCAACAGCAACAGCCCCCAAGGCCCCAGCAUGUUCCCCAGCAAGCCCCAUGGGCUAGGCAGGCAGCUCCUCUACAAGCACAACAAGAGGUUGCCGGUCGUGGAACGCGCCAAGGCGGCGGUGGCGAUCAUGCCGUCCCCCCUGCAGCCAGCGGCGGCAUUCCUAACGUGAUCCUCGGCCAGGGAGACGGUGGCAACCAGGACCCACCAGGUUCGGCUGGACGUCGCGGUGGCGGCGGCGGCAAUGGCGGCGUGCGUGGUCGCGCCACCCGUAACGAAAUCAUUAAAACCCGUCCGGAAACGUUACAAAGCAAAUGCGGCACUUCCGGUGCCCAUCUAAAGCUGCAAGCCAACUAUUUGGAGCUAAUCCAAGCCGGAAAAUGGUGUCUUAACCAGUAUCGGGUUGACAUGGUCCCGGAAUUGGACAACAUCGGCGAACGCAAAGGUCUGAUGCGUUUGGCGAUGAAAGACGUGCUCAACGGCUAUCUGUUCGACGGCACCGUACUUUACACAGUACAAACCAUUAACCCCGACCCGUUGGAAAAGUUUGUCGAAUCGGCAAACGGCGAAAAAGUCCGCAUCACGGUCAGAAGGGUGGGCGAUGUCGCGUGGGGAGACUACCACUACAUCCAGUUGUUCAACAUCAUAAUCAGGAAGUGCUUGCACUAUAUGAAGUUUCAGCUGGUGGGAAGGUCGUAUUACGAUCCGACUUCGAAGAUCCAAAUCCACGAGCACAAAUUGGAAUUGUGGCCGGGGUAUUUUACAUCGAUGCGCCAGCAUGAGAAAAAGAUUUUGAUGACAAUUGAUGUGGAUUUCAAGGUGCUGCGGACUGAUAACGUUUACGAUAUGAUGUGUCAAUCGCGAGACGCCCGCGCCUUUCAAAACAGCGUUAUCGACUCCGUGGUUUUGACGUACUACAAUAACAAAACGUAUAGAAUCGACGAUGUAGAUUUUAAGGCAAAUCCGAAAUCCACCUUCGCCACAAGAGAUGGCGGACAGAUUUCCUACAUUGACUAUUACAAGCAAAAGUAUAACAUACGCAUUCAGGUUGAGGACCAACCGUUGCUGGUGUCGCGCAGCAAGCCGCGCGAAAUCCGUGCCGGCAUGCCGGAAACCGUCAUCCUCAUACCGGAACUGUGCAAACUGACCGGUCUCACGGACCGCCAGCGCGAAAACUUCCAGCUGAUGAAAUCGCUGGGCAAUUACACGCGCGUCGCUCCCCAAGGUAGGAUCCAGAAGCUGAUGGAGUUCUGCCAGCGCAUGCGCGCCUGCAAGGAGGUGAUCGACGAGUUGAAAAGAUGGGAUCUGCAGAUAGCCAACACGUUGAUCGAGUUGCCGGGCAGGCAGCUACCCCCCGAGAAGAUUUUCGCCGGCAAUCAAAAGCAGUUCUCCGCAGGUCCGCAAGCCGACUGGACCAGGGAUCUAAGGAGCGCCCCUAUGCUUGUCAACGCCGAUAUGUCGCGCAUGGCGGUCAUCUGCCCGAACAAGAUGGCGCGCGACGCCAACGACUUCAUCGGCAUCCUGCAAAAAGCCGCCCAAGGCAUGUCAUUCCAGAUAAAACCAAAACUUUUUACCAUACAACGCGACGACAUCAACAGCUACCUCGAACAGAUCGAGGAGGUCACCGGCAUGAACCCCACUUUGGUGAUGUGCAUUUUGCCCAACCCCACCGUCGACCGGUACUCCGCCAUCAAGAAAAAGUGCACGGUUGACCGCGGCCUGCCCAGCCAGGUGAUCCUGGCCAAGAAUUUAACCAGCAAGGGGGUUAUGUCUAUUGCCACCAAAGUCGCCAUUCAGCUCAACUGCAAGAUCGGUGGAGCCCCCUGGUCGGUUCACAUGCCGCUUCCCGGGCUGAUGAUUGUGGGAUACGAUGUGUGCAGAGACUCUGCAAAGAAAUCCAAAAGCUUCGGCGCGUUCGUCGCCACCCUCGACAAGGGCGCCACGCGUUACAUUAACUUCGUAAACGAGCACGAACAUCAGGAGGAGCUCUCCAACCACUUCGCCACCAACAUGAUUUUGGCGUGCAAAGCGUAUGAAACGCAGAACGGCGUAAAACCAAAAUGCAUCUUGAUUUAUCGCGACGGCGUCGGCGAGGGUCAACUUCCGUUCGUGCACGAACAAGAAGUGAAAAAUAUUGAGCAAAAGCUUAAGCAGGAGCUGUAUGGCGACACCGAAUUCAAAAUGGCGUUUGUCGUCGUCAGCAAGAGAAUUAACACAAGGAUUUUCCACAAAGCCGAUAACCCUCCACCUGGCACCGUAGUUGAUGACGUCAUUACCUUGCCUGAAAGAUACGAUUUCUUCAUCGUUUCGCAAUGCGUGCGACAGGGCACAGUGGCCCCAACAUCAUACAACGUCAUCCACGACACUAUCGGUCUUCCGCCAGAUAAAUUGCAAAUACUUACUUAUAAAUUAACACACAUGUAUUAUAACUGGUCGGGAACAGUGCGCGUGCCGGCUCCCUGCCAAUACGCGCACAAAUUGGCCUUUUUCACCGCCAAGUUUUUGCAUAGGCAGCCACAUAGGGACCUAGCAAACACCUUAUUCUACUUGUAGACACAUUCAUGAUGUUUCAUUCGUUUCUCUCUUUUCCACUUUUCGACGUUAUUGAAUAAGAGUGAAACUUUGUUUUGAUAUAAUUUAUGUUAUAAUCUCAUAAAUAUUUGAUUUUUUAGUUUUAGACUUGUAACUUGUUAAUUUUUUAUAUUCAGACCCUUGAUAAUCAAGGCUUUAUUUUUAAGAAAUUUCCCUUUUCUUUUCAAAAAUAUGAAACAAAUUAUACUUAAG